Molecule: messenger RNA, 4701 nt
Organism: Choloepus didactylus (southern two-toed sloth)
Lineage: Eukaryota; Metazoa; Chordata; Mammalia; Pilosa; Megalonychidae
Gene: STIM1
Product: stromal interaction molecule 1
Exons: 13
Coding region: 1105-3255 (716 amino acids)
Biological process (GO): store-operated calcium entry; activation of store-operated calcium channel activity; intracellular calcium ion homeostasis
Cellular component (GO): endoplasmic reticulum; plasma membrane
Molecular function (GO): protein binding; calcium channel regulator activity; calcium ion binding
Source: RefSeq, a predicted model, not a curated record
GGUAGGGGGCUGGGAGGGCGGCCCCGGCCGAACCGAACCGGGCUGUUGUCGCUUCAGGCAGCUCCGGGGCGGCCAUUGUUGUGCUGGGGGCCUCGGUCCAGCCCGGGUUUAGAGCUGAGGCGACUGAAACUGCACUGCAGUCCGAGAUCGGGGCCGAAUAGCUAGUGUUGUUGCCGCCACCGCAGGCCUGUGUUACCUGAACUGUGUGCCAGGACCCGCCCGCCAACUGGCGGUUGACGCGAGACAGACUCUCGCGGGGGAAGGGGAGGCCGGGACCCGACCCUUGGCUCAGGAGAAGGGUCCUGGCGAAGACGAGCGCGGGCCGGGAACCCGGGAGAGCCCGCUGGGAACCGGGGGCGCUGCGCGGCCGCCUCCGACAGGUUAUUCCGGGAUAAGCCUGGGCGCUGGGGCGGGCCCGGGCUUCGCUGGGGGCCGGGCGGCGCGGGGCGGGACGGCGGGAGAGCACGCCCCUGCCCGCCCAGGUCCCGCCCCGCGCCGCCUGCCCGCCGGCCAGCCCGCGAGGGAGCGCCUGUCCCAGGCCUGGACCGUGCGCGUCCGCCUGCUGGAGCUGGGCACCGCCGGCCUCCUGGGCACCGGACUGGGCGGGGGCGCUGACCUCGGCCUAGAAGGCCUGCGAGUUGCACGCACUCCCUGAGCCUCUGCUCUCGCCACUCCUCGGUGGGGCGAGGCCAGGUGCCACCCUUCCCACCUCUCCCUCCCCUUCCUCCCGCAACCCGGUGCCCGCGGGAGAACCCGUCCGCCCGCCCCCUCCCGCAGGGGUGUAGCCGGCUGCUGAGCUGACAGCAGCCCCGCAGCCGCCCUGCCGAAACUCGCCGGAAGCGGCCCAAGCAGACAGGGCUCUCAGGCCGCCGCAGCCCCGGCGGAUCCACGGUUGGACCAGAGGCGUCGGCCCUCCUCCCGCGCCCAAACUUGGAGCGUUUGACCUUUGGCUGUUGGAGGAGGCAAGCCCACGGGUGGCUGGACAGCUGCGGCGCCGCGAGGGCAUCUUGCCUGGUUCCGGGACCGUCGGCUGCACUCCCAGGCUCCAGCCUCUGGGAUCCCGAGGUGUCCGCAUCAGGCGCAUGUUGACUGAGACCUGGAGUCAUGGCUGUGUGUGUCCGUCUUGCCUUGUGGCUCCUCUGGGGGCUUCUCCUGCAUCAGGGUCAGGGCCUCAGCCAUAGCCACAGCGAGAAGGCGACAGGAGCAGGCUCGGGGGUCAAUUCUGAAGAGUCCACCGCAGCAGAGUUUUGCCGGAUUGACAAGCCCCUGUGCAACAGUGAGGAUGAGAAGCUCAGCUUUGAUGCAGUCCGCAGCAUCCAUAAGCUGAUGGACGAUGAUGCCAAUGGUGAUGUUGAUGUGGAAGAAAGUGAUGAGUUCCUGAGGGAAGACCUCAAUUACCAUGACCCGACUGUGAAACACAGCACCUUCCAUGGUGAGGAUAAACUCAUCAGUGUGGAGGACCUGUGGAAGGCAUGGAAGUCCUCAGAAGUGUAUAACUGGACCGUGGAAGAAGUGGUGCAGUGGCUGAUCACUUAUGUGGAGCUGCCUCAGUAUGAGGAGACCUUCCGGAAGCUGCAACUCAGUGGCCAUGCCAUGCCAAGGCUAGCUGUAACCAACACCACCAUGACAGGGACUGUUCUGAAGAUGACAGACCGGAGCCAUCGGCAGAAGCUGCAGCUGAAGGCCCUGGAUACAGUGCUCUUUGGACCUCCUCUCUUGACCCGUCACAACCACCUUAAGGACUUCAUGCUGGUGGUGUCUAUCGUUAUUGGUGUGGGCGGCUGCUGGUUUGCCUAUAUCCAAAAUCGUUACUCUAAGGAGCACAUGAAAAAGAUGAUGAAGGACCUGGAGGGGUUACACCGAGCUGAGCAGAGUCUGCAUGACCUUCAAGAAAGGCUGCACAAGGCGCAGGAGGAGCACCGGACAGUGGAGGUGGAGAAGGUACACCUGGAGAAGAAGCUGCGUGAUGAAAUCAACCUUGCCAAGCAGGAAGCCCAGCGGCUGAAGGAGUUGCGGGAGGGCACUGAGAAUGAGCGGAGCCGCCAAAAAUAUGCUGAGGAGGAGUUGGAGCAGGUUCGGGAGGCCUUAAGGAAAGCAGAGAAGGAGCUGGAGUCACACAGCUCGUGGUAUGCUCCAGAGGCCCUUCAGAAGUGGCUGCAGCUGACACAUGAAGUGGAGGUGCAGUACUACAACAUCAAGAAGCAAAAUGCCGAGAAGCAACUACUGGUGGCCAAGGAGGGGGCUGAGAAGAUAAAAAAGAAGAGAAACACACUCUUUGGCACCUUCCAUGUGGCCCACAGCUCUUCCCUGGAUGACGUGGAUCACAAAAUCCUAACAGCUAAGCAGGCCCUGAGUGAGGUAACAGCAGCACUGCGGGAGCGCCUGCACCGAUGGCAGCAGAUUGAGAUCCUCUGUGGCUUCCAGAUUGUCAAUAACCCAGGCAUCCACUCACUGGUGGCCGCCCUCAACAUAGACCCCAGCUGGAUGGGCAGCACCCGCCCCAACCCGGCCCACUUCAUCAUGACUGAUGACGUGGAUGACAUGGAUGAGGAGAUUGUGUCACCCUUGUCCAUGCAAUAUGCUGCCUGGCUGAUGGGGCGUAGGUUCAGUGACUGCUCUCUCUACUCUACAUCCGCCGGCUCGGAUGAUCAGUCCCUCUGGAAAUACCCGGCCCCCACCCUGCAGAGCAGUGUCCGGCAGCGCCUGACGGAGCCACAGCAUGGCCUGGGAUCUCAGAGGGAUUUGACCCAUUCCGAUUCGGAGUCCUCCCUCCACAUGAGUGAUCGCCAGCGUGUGACUCCGAAGCCUCCUCCUAUGGUCCGUGCUGCAGAUGAGGCUCUCAAUGCCAUGACUUCCAAUGGCAGCCACCGGCUGAUUGAGGGGGUCCACCCAGGGUCUCUGGUGGAUAAACUGCCUGACAGCCCUGCCCAGGCCAAGAAGGCUCUCUUGGCACUGAACCAUGGGCUAGACAAGGCCCACAGCCUGAUUGAGCUGAGCUCUUCAGCCCCAGCUAGUGGCUCUACACCUUUGGAUUCUUCCCAUUCUCACAGUGCCAGUUCCCCAGACCCAGACACACCAUCCCCACCUGGGGACAACCGAGCCCUGCAGGCCAGCCGAAAUACUCGCAUUCCCCACCUGGCUGGCAAGAAGGCCAUGGCUGAGGAGGAUAAUGGCUCCAUCGGCGAGGAGACAGACUCCAGCCCAGGCCGGAAGAAGUUUCCCCUCAAACUCUUUAAGAAGCCUCUUAAGAAGUAGGCAGGAUGGGGGUAGCAGUGGUGGGACAGCUUGUCCUUCCCUGAGUCUUCUGCCUCCCAUCCCCCCUCGCCCCUUGCCUCCAAGAUACCUGGCCCCUAGAGUGGGGCAUGGGAGGGUCUGACCCAGGGCCUGGGCACUGUACAUACCCACCCCACCCCCCAUCCUUGGGUAUUUCAACAUUAUUUAUUAACUGACCACCAUGGCCUGCCUGCCCUGCCUUCCUUCCAACCAGGGGCUGCUGCUGUCACUCCCUCUCCAAUUCAGUGCAUGUCUUAGUUGCAGCUCCCUCUUUCCCCCUCACCUCCCAGCUCCGGCUCUGAGGUCCAGCUUCUUCCUCUGCUAUCCCAGUUUUGAGGUUUGGUUUAUUGUUUCUCUCCAUCUCUUGCUUUCAGGCUCCUCCCUCCACCCCACUCCCCAACUUCCCCUAUCAGCUGCAGGGAAAAUAGGAGGAGUAACUUCUGACACCUGUGCCUCAGAUCCAUUCCACCCCACCCAUAAUAGUUCUGUCUGCUAAGACUGGGGUCUAGGGUGUAAUCUUUGGGGUUUGUUCUUUGGGAGUGUGGUGGGCCAGAGGGAACCUUAGCGUAGAGCUCACUCGGGCCUCCAGAGGUACUUGGGAAAUUGGGUUGUGAAACCAAUUCCCAGAGAACAAGUCACUGGAGAGUUUUGAAAAGAGGCCAGGCUAGGGGGAUGGAUUGGGAGAGACUUCUCUUAGUUGGAGGAUGAGUGGGUGACAGAGCUAUGGGUUACAAGGCAGUUAUCUUUCCUCUCUUCCCCCACCACACCUGCCACCCGCUUCCCCCUGCUGCCCCACUCUGCAGGAGGGUUUGUCUCUAAGAGGUGCUGCCCUAAUGCUCCCUACAAUCUGUACUCCUGGGGCUCAGGAAAAUUGGCUCCCCUGGCCAUGGGAGCCACAGCCAUGAUACCGGGUUCCAAUGGGGGGCCCUAGAGAUGUUGGGUAAGGAUGUUGUAGCAUUUGAGCCAAACAACAAAUAGUUUAAAAGUGAAAAAAGAAAUUCCUGAAUUUCCCAAGUGCCUGCACCACAUACUCCCCUUGUCAGACCCCAUUGUCAUGUUACUUUAUAACCUGGUCCAGAGGCUCCAAAAGGACACAGCCAGUUUGAGGAAGGGGUGGCUAAGGAAGAUGGUGUAGAUGAAGGUGGCUGUAUUACCACUCCCCUCACCCUCUUUCCAGCCUCUAAACAACUCCCUCCCUUUACUGUUUUUGCUAUGGCUGUAAAGGUAUUGUCCCUCUGCCCUAUUCCCUGCCAUGCCUCUACCCUGGGAUCCUAUAUUGGGCCUGAGGUGAGGGCAACUGGGGCUGGUCUUAGGAGGGUGCUAGGCAGCAGACUGCCUUGUACCCCCUGAACCCCCUCACAUGGAUUUUUCUGUGUCAUUUGAUAAGACUCUUGAAGUCCAAUAAAGCAUGUAGGCAAUUUUAACCUC